AAUUGCUGCAGCCAAAGGUGGGCGAUCUGGAGCGGAGAUGAUCUCCUGGGGAGCUGCAGCGGCGUGGCAUCCUCCUCAUCUUGGAUCUCGCCAUGGUUCGUGAGCUAGCAGCCAGGUACCUGACCUAGAGCCCUGACCUAGAGACAUCCUAGGGGCAGGUAGUCGAUUGAGGUGAUUUCAUCCCCUGUGCAUGGAAUCCGGAAUCGUCUUGACUGCCCGACUUUGAAUCCAAUCACGACGUGACUCUAGCUGCAUCUAGCAUUCGUGGUUCCAGCAUUCGUGGGCUGCCGCAGAGCACCUGGAGUGGUAACACCUGGAGCUGAGGUGCGGCGACGCGUCACAGCGCUGCAUCCGCUACUGCAUCAGGGCUGCAUAGACGCCCACUGCCUUGUGCAGCGCCCGCCCGCUCGUCUCGCUUCUUUAAUUUGGCACCGCACCGCAACCACAACCACGCCUCAUCCACAAUUGCCCGAACCGGCUCCUUUCUUUACCCGUUCUCCUGAUUUAAUCCAUCAGCGACGACUCCUCGCCGUCUCAAUCAAUCCCCAGUCCGUCACCUGGCCUUCGUCCUGCCUCGUCCUGCCUGCUGCCUGCUGCCUGCCCUUGCGACCGACGCGAGUCGCCACCGCGAGCGACCGACACCCAGCGACCGAGCCGCCAGCUGAGCUCGACAUCGUCAGCAUCUCUCCCUGUCGAUUCCCGUCUCCAUCUCGACUUGCAUCUCCCCGCCCAUUGCACCAUCCACGCCAUCCCGCCCAGCACCCCUCCGACCCGACCGACACCAUGCCUUUCUCUCUGUGUGGAGGAAGCAAACAGGUUCAGCGCAAGCUCGUAUUGCUAGGCGACGGUGCUUGCGGCAAGACGUCGCUACUAAACGUCUUCACUAGAGGUUACUUUCCGACCGUGUACGAGCCAACGGUUUUCGAGAAUUACGUCCACGACAUCUUUGUCGACAAUGUUCACAUCGAGCUCUCGCUUUGGGAUACGGCAGGCCAGGAGGAGUUUGACCGCCUACGGAGUCUUUCAUAUGACGACACGGAUCUGAUAAUGCUAUGCUACUCGGUCGACAGCAAAGACAGCUUGGAAAACGUCGAGUCCAAGUGGGUGGGCGAGAUCGCCGACAACUGCCCGGGGGUCAAGCUGGUGCUGGUGGCGCUCAAGUGCGAUCUAAGGCAGGAGGCGGCUGAGGAGGCAGCCGACAACGCGGCGGCCGGUGGCUCCAAUGGGACGGCGGCCGACGGCCCGCAGACGUCGGGCACCAAGAACGCCGAGAAGAAGGAGAUGAUCACGUACGACACAGGUCUCGAGGUUGCGCGGCGCAUCAACGCCAUGCGGUACCUAGAGUGCUCCGCCAUGCGCAAUCGCGGCGUCAACGAGGCCUUCACCGAGGCUGCCCGUGUUGCCCUCAGCGUCAAGAAGGAUCGCGAAGAGAGCAAGUGCACCGUCAUGUAGGGCCUGGGUCGCCUGCUGCACGCGUGCUGCCCGUGCCUUGCUCCACCGUGCCCGAGCCCGUCGGACGGCGACGUCGAGCUGGUCGGACCGACGAGGGGUCGCUUGAGGGCCGCCGAUUCCCGGCCCUUUGCCCAAGCGACGACCAUGUAACACGAAAACACACGAAAGCUGGAGAGGGACGGAGGCUUGCGAUGGCGUUGAUUAUGGGAGAGCAUCCACUCCCAGUACGGUCGCGCCACAAACACGCAGCGUUUUUUUUUCUCGCAACGCCCGUCCCGCCACUACGCCUGGCCUGCCUGGCCCCUUGUUUUUCCUUUGCUAUUUACUACCCCUUCUGGUUGUGUCUUUUUUUACAUCGGCAUCUUUAUCCCCACCAAACGAUUCCCCCCGCAACUCGGCGUUAGUUUUGCCCUCCGUUUUGCUGCCAUCCUUCCCGGGUUCAGCCCGUGCUGCCUUCCUCGACUGGCGCUUAUUCACUACGAUCCUUCUAAUAGCCGUUUCCCUUUUUUUGACCCGAUUGCCAGCUUGAUUGCUUCCCCAUUUCCUCAUUAGAAUACUUGCUCUCACUGUCUUCGCCUUGGGGUGGGGGGCUUUCUCCAUGGAUGGGCUUUACGGCAAACGACCAAACACUAGCGAAUACAAAAAGCUGGAAAGGAGCUCGUGGCGUUUUUUUUUCUUUUCUCUUUUAUUCUCUCUCUAGUUCUUUGCUCUUUUGUCGACAUUCCGUGUAUAUGAUUCCUCUUGUUUUAUUACUGUGCACAUAGAGAGGUUUUUAAUACCCGGACCCGGGGCUAGCGUCUGCUUCCCGAUGCGUGUUGAUUGUGAAACAUUUCGAGGGCAUUCCCUUGACUGCAUGAAUGCCCUCGUACCAGAACAAAGGGCAAACGGAGUGUGUGGUUGACAAGGGUUUAGAAUUAUGGGUAUCAGAUGCACGCAUCCUCCCAAACAAGGCACCCACCUCGGCUUAGAUGAGAAUAGGUACAGAAAAGAAAGAAGGUAUCAAAC
Messenger RNA from Gaeumannomyces tritici R3-111a-1, 2457 nucleotides. Its product is annotated as GTP-binding protein RHO3. Gene Ontology annotation, biological process: small GTPase-mediated signal transduction. Gene Ontology annotation, molecular function: GTPase activity; GTP binding. The coding region runs from base 784 to 1452 and encodes 222 amino acids. Lineage: Eukaryota; Fungi; Ascomycota; Sordariomycetes; Magnaporthales; Magnaporthaceae. The transcript has 5 exons. The record is from RefSeq and is a predicted model, not a curated record.